UUGGGCAUAACACCGGGAGCGAGCUUUUCAGCAGACCUUUGACGGUGUGGGAGAGACAGGAAAAGUCAGAGAUCCAUUGUGAACCUACCGGGGAGUUGUUUGGUCGAGCCGAAGGUUGAUUUAGAAAUGUCGGAGGAAAACGAAGAAACGCAAACCGCGGAGGAGACACCGGUGGAGGACACGGAGACACAAGACAAGGUGAUCAGCCCAGAGAAAGCAGAGGAGGCUAAACUGAAGGCCAGGUUUCCCAACCUGGGACAUAAGCCUGGAGGUUCGGAUUUUCUCCGCAAACGCUUGCAGAAAGGGCAAAAGUAUUUUGACUCAGGCGACUACAACAUGGCCAAAGCCAAGAUAAAGAACAAAACGCUGCCAACGGCAGCGCCAGAGAAGACGGAGAUCACAGGGGACCACAUCCCCACCCCCCAGGACCUGCCCCAAAGGAAACCCUCUCUGGUGGCCAGUAAGCUGGCAGGCUGAUCCACAUGCGUCCCUCCAGGCCCCUUCAGCACCUCAUAGCCCCACUCCAGCCCAUCCCCAGAGUUGUAACACUACCUACCCCCCCACCCCAACUAUCACCACUCAUUCUGCUCCACAAUAGCCCAGACCCAAACAGCCACUGAAGAGGCUGGCUGAUGGUUUCAUUUUUUUUCUCUCAGUAUUUUCUUAUCCAGUCCCCGCUGCCCGCCCACCUACCCAUCCCCAGUGACUCUUUUGUUUACCCUCUUCCUUUUUUUUUAGUUCCAUAUAAGAUACCAGAGUGUGUUGAUUAGUCUGAUGCCCCUUUGUACAGUACGACUGGUUGAAGACGGGCGAGAAGCAGAAGCUACAACACUCACAUUUCAAAUGCUUUGGUGUAACGUUCAGGGUUCCUCAGAUGAUUGGAAGAGUUUAUUCCUGUAGCUGUAGGUGUGUAUAUAUAUACAUAUAUAUAUGUUUGUCUGGCACGGGGAGAGAAUGUCACCUCUGAUGGUGAAUAAUUGAUUCCAUCUUAAUGUUUAAAGAUUUCAAUGAUCUAAUCAGGAAGGAAUUUUUUGGUUUAGUGCUCUGCUUCCUUAUUUAAGGUCAAUAUGUUCAAACAGAAUGCUAAGGAACUGCAUGCAUGGCCUCGUUAAAGCAAACUUUACUGUUUCCGGCGUCAGACGUCAGAUGCACUCGUUUACCGGCCAGUGAUUCAUUCAUGACAUUUGGAUCAAGAUUUUCGGACUGAAGAGAAGUCGUCCAGGUUUGCACCAGAGUUUAAAGGUGCAGCUGGCGAUGCCAUGCAGUCCUCUGCUGGGGUCCCAGCUGUCAUGAAUAAAUCAUUAUGUGCAGUGGUGGAGGGGCGUGUACAUUGAAGAUGACAGCAUGUAGCUACAUAGGGGACCAGUCUUUGCAUCUGAUGCUGAGUUUAAAAAAUAAUAAAAAAAAGUGCUUAGAACAAGUCAUGUGAUGGGGAGGGGUGCUAUUAUGAGUUACGGUUGUUUUAUCUUAAUGUUCUCAGCCCUAUGUUGUGCUUUUAAAGUGUCAUCACAGAUGGGGAUGCUGUAGAUCGAUGCUAGCGUAGCAUCGAUGUGAGCUCUGCAUGUAUAUGGCUGCCCUGCUGUCACAAUGUGCCAUUUUUGUUUUUGUAAAUAAAAUAGUUUUGCAC
Molecule: messenger RNA, 1627 nt
Organism: Cyprinodon variegatus (sheepshead minnow)
Lineage: Eukaryota; Metazoa; Chordata; Actinopteri; Cyprinodontiformes; Cyprinodontidae
Product: cAMP-regulated phosphoprotein 19-like
Exons: 3
Coding region: 127-477 (116 amino acids)
Cellular component (GO): cytoplasm
Molecular function (GO): protein phosphatase inhibitor activity
Source: RefSeq, a predicted model, not a curated record